Messenger RNA from Oncorhynchus nerka (sockeye salmon), 906 nucleotides. RefSeq lists its product as uncharacterized. The transcript has a single exon. NCBI's taxonomy places the organism in Eukaryota, Metazoa, Chordata, Actinopteri, Salmoniformes, Salmonidae. The record is from RefSeq and is a predicted model, not a curated record. Bases 1 to 906 code for a protein of 301 amino acids.
AUGUCUAAUGACAGCAGCAUGAGACCAGCUCCACAAUCCAGCAUUCCAGGACCAGACCACGUUGCAGCACAAGAGGCCUUUUCAGUUUGUCACCCACGCUUGGAUGAAACUGCACUAACACACUCCGCUCUGGACCAGGCCACUGCUCCAGCCCCCCUGGCCAGGCCACUGCUCCAGCAGCCACUGCUCCAGCCCCCCUGGCCAGGCCACUGCUCCAGCCCCCCUGGGCCACUGCUCCAGCCCCCCGCCACUGCUCCAGCCCCCUGGCCAGGCCACUGCUCCAGCCCCCCCCAGGCCACUGCUCCAGCCCCCCCCUGGCCAGGCCACUGCUCCAGCCCCCCCCCCCCCCCCCCCCCCCUGGCCAGGCCACUGCUCCAGCCCCCCUGGCCAGGCCACUGCUCCAGCCCCCCUGGCCAGGCCACUGCUCCAGCCCCCCUGGCCAGGCCACUGCUCCAGGCCCCCCAGCCCCCCCUGGCCAGGCCACUGCUCCAGCCCCCUGGCCAGGCCACUGCCCCAGCCCCCUGGCCACAGUGCCAGCCAGGCCCGUGCUCCAGCCCCCUCGGCCAGGCCCCAUUUCCAGCCCCCCGGCCAGGCCCCAUUUCCAGCCCCCGGCCAGGCCCCAUUUCCAGCCCCCUGGCCAGGCCCCAUUUCCAGCCCCCCUGGCCAGGCCCCAAUUCCAGCACCCCCCCCCCAGCCCCCCUGGGAGAGAGGGAAGGAGGACUGGCUACUGCUAAAGUAAACAGAGUUCCACAUGAGGCUCAGACAGGAUGUGAGGCUCAGACAGGAUGUGAGGCUCAGACAGGAUGUGAGGCUCAGACAGGAUGUGAGGCUGAUCCGGCAGAAAUCCCCUUCCCCACUGCUACGCCAGAAAUAGCUGAGGAAAAUAAACUAAACAUUCAUCAGUAG